Messenger RNA from Psilocybe cubensis, 1425 nucleotides. RefSeq lists its product as uncharacterized. NCBI's taxonomy places the organism in Eukaryota, Fungi, Basidiomycota, Agaricomycetes, Agaricales, Agrocybaceae. The record is from RefSeq and is a predicted model, not a curated record. Bases 1 to 1425 code for a protein of 474 amino acids. The transcript has a single exon.
AUGUCUGAAGCCGGCCAAUCCGUUCACGACUCUCGCGCACCGUCUCCCGUCCCAGCGCCGCCUGCUAAUCCUCCCAGAGCGCACAUUACCCGUGCUGUUCCCGCUGCUUAUGCUGUCUUAAAAUCUCUGCCUCUGCCUCUGAAACUGGCUCGCAACAAGGCCAUUGUGGCAAAAAAUCUCGAGCGCAUCACCAAAACUGCUAAUCAUAGUCUGGAUCCCGCGGCUUUUCCUAUGCCCGGAUCCCCCGAGGCCUCCGUUAUCUCUCUUUCACCCGAUGACGAGGCUCAGCUCAGAAUUCCUGCUAUUGCUAAAAAAUAUCUGGAUAAAGAUGAAAUCCCUGAUUAUCUCAUUGCCUGGCUCUCUGAACAGGACUCCCUUGCCAGAGAACAGAAAAGAUCUAUCGAGGACUCUUCCAUCAAAGACCUCCCUUCCUCUGCUGAGGACAGAAUUGCCAAGCGCAGAUGCAUGCAAGGCUCGUCCCUUUCUAUUCGUGAUCCGAUGGCUCCUACCGUCAUUGCUUUUCCAGAAAUCAUGUUCCAGACGGAAAAAGCUCAGGCUAAUCUCCCUCUUCCCUUUUUCACUCAAAAAAGUCUCCGUUACAUCAUUGACAACCUUGCCAGCCUUCCUAUCAAGAAGUCCAAUUCAAUUUCUCCAGACUCGAAAGCUCUCUACAUCCUCGACAUCGAAAAGCUUACCGCCAAAUUGGGGGAAGAGCUUUCCCUUGAUUUUGGUUCUUUCAUGCAAGCUGCCGAUCAAUAUACCCGCUUUCAGAGGGAGCGCGCUUCUGAUGAUGAGUGGAUUUCCAUUUGGACUGGUCAUUUUUCUUUCUGGAGCUCUCGCCCUGAUUCUGUCGCCCUUUAUCCGGCAUGGAAGGUGGCAGAGUUCAAAUUGCGUCGUGAUACUCACACUUUCCUUCAACGUUUCUCUGUUCUUGACUACGAGACCGCGUUUAACCAUGCUAUCUCGGAGUACAGACAGGCCCAGGCUGCACAAUCUCAGGUGGCAGCCCUCUCCUCCAAACUUGCUUCACUCGAAGAGUCCGUAUCUCGUUUCAAAUCCUUCUCCUCUAAUCGCCGCUCUGGCAAUUCCUCCUCCAACACUCUUUUUCAAUCAGGCAAUAGGUCAUCUACCGGCCCACCUAUCUGCCUCCUUUGUGCAGAGGUCGGUCACUCCCUCGGCUCCCAUCCCAAAGACAAAGUCCCGGCUAAGUUCCCAGAUGGUAAGAAUGCCUGGGCCCACUCCCAAGAUGGGAAACUCCUUGCUCCUGACAACAGAGAAAUCUGUCUUUCCUUUAACAUCAGGGGCCCCAACAACCCUACCCCAUGCGGACACGGCACUGCCCGUUCCCACAUCUGCUGCUUCUGUGGUUCUAAAUCCCAUCACGCUUUCUCCUUCACCUGUCGGGCAAGACCUGCCUACAACUAA